Lingula anatina is the source of this 3798-nucleotide messenger RNA. RefSeq names its product small G protein signaling modulator 3. NCBI's taxonomy places the organism in Eukaryota, Metazoa, Brachiopoda, Lingulata, Lingulida, Lingulidae. The record is from RefSeq and is a predicted model, not a curated record. Gene Ontology annotation, biological process: regulation of GTPase activity. Gene Ontology annotation, molecular function: GTPase activator activity; small GTPase binding.
GAUGGCGGAUUCCGAGGUGUAAACAAUAUUACUGGCAGUCAGUCAUUCUCGCAUUUAUAGUACCCGAAGAUGGAUAUAUCAAGGGCUAUCUUUGGGGGAAGGUCCACAGAAGGAUAUAGCGCCAAAGCUUCAAAUGUGGAUACGUUAUCUGAAGACGAAGAUGAUGUUGGAGCGGCAGGAGAUGGAAUGAGCAUCUCUGCUGUGCCUAAAUAUUCCAUCAAUGGGUCUGAGUUUACCCCUACGCCAGGGGGUCCCUUCUCGGCUCUCACCCCCUCAAUGUGGCCCCAGGAUCUGCUGAAUAAAAUAAACCAUCCACCUGAAGAUGCUACUGGUCAGGUUGAUUAUAGAUAUGAUGAAUUUGGUUUUAAAGUAGAAGAAGAAGAUGGCCCUGAGGAAAAUUCCAGCCCUCUGUUAAGCACACCUUUCAUAGAAGAUGCUCAGCACAGGCUGAAGUGGACUGCAUACUUGGAGUUUUCGCAUAAUCAUGAAGUAGGAGACCUCACUUGGGAUAAGGUUGAAUCUCGUUUACCACACUCGGAGAAAUUCCGUGGUAUGAUCAAACAAGGCAUUCCUCACUCUCUGCGCCCCCAGAUUUGGCUGCGUCUCACUGGAGCUCUGGACAAGAAACAGAACUCUGAUACUUGUUAUAAGGACAUUGUCAAAGCCAGUGGAAAUGAUCAUCUCAUGACAUCCAAACAGAUUGAAAAGGACUUACUUCGUACAAUGCCCAGCAACGCAUGCUUCUGCAACAUCAACAGUACGGGUAUCCCGCGACUGCGGAGGAUCCUGAGAGGCUUGGCGUGGCUGUACCCAGACAUUGGCUACUGUCAGGGUACAGGAGUGAUUGCUGCUAACUUGCUGCUUUUCUUGGAAGAAGAAGAGACAUUCUGGAUGAUGUGUGCUAUUAUAGAAGAUCUGCUACCAGCUUCCUACUAUUCCAGUACUCUGCUUGGGAUACAGGCAGACCAGAGAGUGCUGCGACAUCUCAUUAUAAGUUAUCUUCCUGAUGUGGACUUGGUGCUUAAGGAACAUGAUAUUGAGUUGUCUCUGAUCAGCCUCCAUUGGUUCCUGACUCUCUUUGCCAGUGUGGUGCACAUCAAGGUGCUGCUCAGACUAUGGGACCUGUUCUUCUAUGAAGGUUCUAGAGUGUUAUUCCAGAUCACACUGGGCAUGCUGAAGAUGAAGGAACAAGAAUUGCUAAGCCUGGACAACUCAGCCCAGAUCUUCAAUGCACUGUCGGAUGUCCCAGGAGAUGUCCAGGAUGUGGAGGAAGCUAUAGAGACAUCAUAUCGUGUUGCCAGCUCCCUCACAGAUAUGGUAGUAGAGUCUCACAGGAGAAAGCACCUGGCAUAUCUCAUGGCUGAUCAAGGAGCUCUUCUCAAUCCAGAAAAUUCCAGAAACUUACCAAAACAGCAACUGAACAAACGCCAUCUGAAGCGAUCAAAGUCCUUGAUCUCUUCUCUCCUCUGGGGAGAGGAGGAUGAGGACGGUUUUGAUGGGAAAGCCAAGAAUAUCAAGCAGACAGAGUUGUUGGUGGACAUGAGGGAGGCCAUUUUGCAAGUAGCCAGGCAUUUCCAGUCCAUAGACCCAAAGAACAGUAAAGUGAAGCUUCAGGCUGACUACUCCAUGGAAAGCCAUGCCAAGGACAUGGAUAAUUACUUGAAUGUGGCCAGAACUCGUCGGCGGAGGGCCAAGGCGCUGCUGGACUUCGAGCGUCAUGAUGACGAUGAACUGGGGUUCAGGAAAAAUGAUGUUAUUACUAUAAUCUCUCAGAAGGAUGAGCACUGCUGGGUGGGAGAGUUGAAUGGUUUGCGUGGCUGGUUUCCCGCAAAGUUUGUGGAGAUGCUGGAUGAGAGGAGCAAGGACUACUCCAGUGCUGGGGAUGAUUCUGUCACAGAAACCAUAACUGAUCUGGUCAGAGGAGUCCUGUGUCCAGCCUUGAAGGCUAUAUUUGAACAUGGCCUUAAAAAACCACAUCUUCUUGGUGGGACAGUUCACCCUUGGUUAUUUAUAGAGGAGGCAGCUACCAAAGAAGUUGAGAAAGACUUUAAUUCUGUGUAUUCAAGACUUGUGCUGUGUAAAACAUACAGACUUGAUGAAGAUGGCAAAGUUUUGACACCUGAGGAAAUCUUGUACAGGUGUGUGCAGUCUGUAAACUUUACCCAUGAUGCUGCACAUGCUCAGAUGGAUGUCAAGUUCAGGUCUCUCAUAUGUCUUGGUCUCAAUGAACAAGUGUUGCACCUGUGGCUGGAGACCCUGUGUUCCUGUAUGGAGGUGAUAGAGAAGUGGUACCAGCCCUGGUCCUUUAUGAAAAGUCCUGGCUGGGUACAGAUCAAGUGUGAACUAAGGAUUCUUUCUCAGUUUUCCUUUCACUUGUCAAAAGACUGGGAAUUACCUGUAAAGAAAGACAAAACCACACAACCACUAAAGGAUGGGGUUAGGGACAUGCUGGUGAAGCAUCACCUCUUUAGCUGGGAUAUAUGACCUCUAGCUAACCUUCAACAACCUUGACCUUGGACUAAUCUUCAGUAAGCUUGACUUUCCCUGCAUGCAGAGAAGACUAAUUGCUUGGUGUGGCACAUCUUUUCAUCUGCUUCAUCAAUAGAAAAUGCAUGCUUAGGCAAUAGGAGCUAACAGGAUAACAUCACAUUGGUUUUAGGCAAAAUUUUUUACUAACAACAUUAACUUAGCAUUAUAAUUGUCUGGUACAUGUAGAAGUGAAUUAACAAACAGACUUAGCAAAAUCUGCUCUAUAAUUUAUUUACAUUGACUUGUAGGUUUGUGGAGUACAGGGGAAUUAAAUAAUACGAAAGAAUGUAAAUUCUCACUUGGAAAAGUGUUGUGUAAAAUUGUAACCUAUAUAUGAUUACAUGUAGUAUUGUUAUUGUUAGACUCUGAAAUAAUUGAACUGGUUUUCUUAUCCAGUACAAUGUAUAUGAUACAUAUGACCAUUACUAGUGAGGUAUGUAAAUGAGGCACUUGCCUUUUGUCCAACUGACAAAAAAAAAAGGCUGGUCUCAGGGGAGUAGGACCAAUCUUUUAGGUAUAGUUUGGUUUGUCACUUUGUUACAUUGUUAACCUAAGUGUAUAUUUAGAUAUUUAAAAUUGGAAAGCAAAUUUACAAACUAGAAAACUAGAAGAGAAAGAGCAGGAUUGUGCUGUUAUGCUAUAUACGGCAAAGACUGGGAUCAAUUAGAUGCUAAAUUGUGAUUCUGUUAAAAUUUAGCACUAUCAUCCUUUGGUUUCUUUAUUUAUUUAUUAUAAAAAAGGGCAUUAGAAAAAUCUUGUAACCUUGGAUUACUGUGUCUGUUGUUUGGCAGGUUCCAGCGCAGUCUCCUGUACAGUAUUCAGAUGUUGCAUCCAUAUUUGUUUAAAAGAAAAUAAUCAUUUACUAAAAAUGAUAUCUUUAAAGAUAGGUUCUAGAAAAAUGUUACCUAUUUUAUGCUUACAAUUUUAAAUAUUCAUGUGCUCAUGUAGUUCUUUGUUUCCUUACAUAAACAAUGUACGAUCUUUGGUGUGGUCAUAUACUUGAAAGUUAUGUUACAACAAAUGUUAACUUUGUCACAGCUUGGUGCAUUCCCAUCACAUUAAAAUCAGAUUUUAUCAUAUUUUGAAUACUUGUUGCUACUUUAUGUCUCAGGUUAAAACUUUUCUCUACACACCUGUUUCAGGUACAUGUAUGAAAGACAGCUGUAUGUUUAUUAGAUACUUAAAAAUAUCGUUCUAAGAAUUUAAAGAAUAUGACUUGUAACAUUAUAUCAAUACUUAUAUAUUUUAUGGUACCUUUCAGAAGUCCCA